AUGUGGAUCUCCCCGAGACCUCGAACGGGAAUCAGGGUGGACGAACAACCGAUAGAACUCGUUGAUGAGUUCUGUUACUUGGGCUGUACGCUGAAGAACAACGGCAGCUGCAAGAAAGAUAUUCAGCAAAGAUGCGCUAACAAACCCACAGUCACCUCCUUAACGAAAUGCUUGUGGUCGACCACCAUCACCAACGAAGUCAAGCUGCGAGUCUACCUAUCCGCAAUUCGCCCCAUCACGAUGUACGGAUCGGAGACUUAG
Messenger RNA from Necator americanus (New World hookworm), 261 nucleotides. RefSeq lists its product as uncharacterized. The transcript has a single exon. NCBI's taxonomy places the organism in Eukaryota, Metazoa, Nematoda, Chromadorea, Rhabditida, Ancylostomatidae. The coding region runs from base 1 to 261 and encodes 86 amino acids. The record is from RefSeq and is a predicted model, not a curated record.